ACACUACAGCUGGUGGAUCUGAUGAUUCUCAGGUCAUCACGGAGUCUUCUGCCAAUCGAAAGCCGACUCCUUUGACAUGGGGAUUUUGCUUUGCUUGACAUCUAUUUUCAAAACCUGUGACUUUAAUUUUGUACUUUCUGCUGCUGUCUGGUCCUGGAGCUGAAGGAACAUCAGCUUGACUUAGAGGAGUGGACGAGUACCUCAGGAUUGCCAGCUUUGGUCAGCUGGCUGGCAUGAGAUUUUCAAUUCGAGACAAGUCUGCACACGCACCUACAUGACGAGGCAGCACUGAUACGGAUGCCUUUUCUUACCUGAAGGCAGGAUGCUUGAGCUGGAUGAUCAUAUGAAAGGAUUGCAGCGUGUAAAUCUGCAGAUACGGAUGAAGAAAAAUGUGUACUUUUUGAACAGGGAAAACUGCGACUGGAUGUACCACAUGAUAACUGGCUGAAGUGUAGCCAAGGAUGUGUCUCGCAUGGAUGCCUCUGUAGAAGCAGAAAGGAUACAGCAGUGACCCCUGUGCACACAGAAACACACGCCUCCAGCAACGACGACUGCAAGGCCUUUGGUAAUACACUUGUUGAAGACUUCACAGACUGGCCUUGGGGGGAGGACUGAAGUGGCACCCUCAGGCCUAACAAACAGCUCACAGUGUGUGAUUAAAGGGUCCCCAGAGGAAGGAGAGAGAGAACUGUUGUUCUGAAGACGGCACUUGUUUUUUUCGACUUCCCUGGACGUUUCCCUGCUCCAAAAUACAUAGUCACUUUUUUUCUCCAUUAAUCUAUCUUUUUUUCUCAUUUAUUUAUUAAAAAACAGGGCGCAAUCUGCCAAAACUGUUUAUAUAUUGAUUUUUAUUCUUCUACCUCUGUGGGGGCUUAUCUGAGUAACGGGAUCACAUAACGCACAGUCCAUUGGAGCCCAAGCUUACUCCUCGUCACCAAGGGGGCCCCACACGUAUUCCUGGUCUGUUGGCAAUGAUGAGCCUGGCUGACCAUCCCCUGCAGAAGGCAGUGUUCUGCUGAUCCAGGUGGGAUUGAGGGAGUGGGUGGUGGCAUGUCGUGGAAGAGAAACUAUUUUGCGUCGGGUGUCAGCAGUCUGCAGGGCAUCUUUACACCACGCACCAUGGCGUCCAUCGCACCCAGCAAGGGUCUGAGCAACGAGCCUGGACAGAACAGCUGCUUCCUGAACAGUGCUCUGCAGGUCCUCUGGCAUCUCGACAUCUUUCGCAGGAGCUUCCGCCAGCUGAAUACCCACAGGUGCAUGGAGGACUCCUGCAUCUUCUGUGCUCUUAAGAGCAUCUUUGCACAGUUUCAGUACAGUAGCGAGAAGGUACUGCCAUCUGAUGCCCUGCGCAGCGCCCUGGCCAAGACCUUCCAGGACGAGCAGCGCUUCCAGCUGGGGAUCAUGGAUGACGCAGCCGAAUGCUUUGAGAACCUUCUGAUGCGGAUUCACUUCCACAUCGCAGAUGAGACCAAGGAAGACAUCUGCACUGCCAAACACUGCAUUCCACACCAGAAGUUCGCCAUGACGCUUUUUGAGCAGUGUGUCUGCAACAGCUGUGGAGCCACCUCAGACCCACUGCCGUUUAUCCAGAUGGUUCAUUAUAUAUCCAGCACUUCUCUCUGUAACCAGGCUGUGCACAUGCUGGAGUCCCGGGAGAAGCCCACGCCAGGCAUGUUCGGGGAGUUGCUCCGCAAUGCCAGCACCAUGGGUGACCUGCGUAACUGUCCGAGUAACUGUGGAGAGACGCCGCAGAUCAGACGGGUGCUCAUGAACUCCCCCGAGAUCAUCACCAUCGGCCUGGUGUGGGACUCUGACCACUCAGACCUGGCAGAGGAUGUGAUCCACAGCCUGGGGACCUGCCUCCGCCUGGGAGAUCUUUUCUUCAGGGUGACAGAAGACAAAGCCAGACAGGCAGAGCUCUACCUGGUGGGCAUGGUCUGCUACUACGGCAAACACUACUCCACCUUUUUCUUCCAGACCAAAAUCCGCAAAUGGAUGUACUUUGAUGACGCACAUGUAAAGGAGAUCGGGCCCAAGUGGAAGGACGUGGUGUCACGUUGCAUCAAGGGGCACUACCAGCCCCUGUUGCUGCUCUACGCCAACCCCCGGGGGGCACCAGUGUCUGCACAAGACAUGCCCUCUCCACUGCAGCUGCACCAUCUCGCCAAGGCCUGCUACGACAGUGAGGACUCUGGCCGUGAGCCGUCCAUCUCCAGUGACACACGCACCGACUCCUCUACCGACAGCUGCGACCAAAAGCACUCCCACUCGCACCACCAGUCCAUGGCCAGUCACUUCUCAUCUGACUCCCAGGGCACCGUGGUGUGUAACCUAGACGACGCCGUCUCCCACAUCAGCGCUGAUACCCUGGGGCAAGAGUUGGACAAUGAAGCACUGCAGAGACAGACGCUGAAAAAAGGUGGGACUUUGGACAGGAAGGGCGGGACCGGGGACAGGAAAAGGAGCUCUAGUCGACCUCGGCGGGGGGAGGACAGGAGCCGGACAGCUAAGGCAGAUGAGGUGUCCUCUGCAGGAUACCACAGUGAGGGGGAGACACUAAAAGAGCAGCAGGCCCCCCGUACAGCACCCAAGCCCACCACUAGCCACCUGAGGGAGUUCAAGGAGUCCAUGAGUAACAUCAUCCACAGCCGGUCCCUGUCAUCUGCCACGGGCUCUGCACCAGAGGGCUCCAAUCUGCGUGCCGAGGACCACAACUGGGAAAUUGAGAGCACGAGCAGUGAGUCCAAAUCCAGCUCAUCUGCUGGCCGGUACCGGCCUGCCUGGAAGCCCCGGCGGGAGGCCCUCAACAUUGAUAGCGUCUUUAGCUGGGAGCGGCGGCAGGCGGGCCACUGCCCCCUGGGAGCCCCACCCAUGCCGGAAAAUGGGGAUGGUGGUGCCGCCAUAGUGCCUGAAGCGAGAGAACAGGUGGCCAGGGAUGUGGCUCCUACCAGCAGCGUGGAGAACCAGCCACGGCUGAUCCAGCGCAUGGAGAGCGGUUAUGAGAGUAGCGAGAAGAACAGCAGCAGUCCAGUGAGCUUCGACAUGCCCCUGAGCAGCGGCACCACUGCCUCCUCACGCAGGGACAGCGCUUCCAAGAUGGGCAGCUCUGGCCCAGCCUGGCGCAACAUUGCCAAGUCCAAGAGCAGCACCACCCUACUCCAAGAUGCAAAGACCGGCACAUGGCACAGCAGCCAACUGGGGGAGGGCCGCAGUGAACUGGACGAGCUGCAGGAGGAGGUCGCCCACCGGGCCAGAGAGCAGGAGCUGCAGCGCAAGCGGGAAAAAGAACAGGAGGCUGCCAUGGGCUUCAACCCCCGUCCCAGCAAGUUCAUGGACCUGGAUGAGCUGCAGAACCAGGGCAAAGGGAAGGGGGGCACCCUGGAGAGGGCUUUGGUGGACACCGAUGUACUCAUAGAGCAGUCACUACGGCUGGAGCAGACCGGUGACCUGGCUGCAGCACUCACUGCCUGCAAUGAAGCUGUGUCCAAGCUAAGACUUGCCAUGCAUGAAGGCAGUGCUCACACUCAUAGCAGGACAGGGGCUGAUAAGAAGCUGCACAGAUACAUGAGGAGAGUGCGGGACCUUCAGCAGCGCAUGCAGGAGCGGCCGGAGCAGACACAGUCCCAGCCCGCCUGCAGUGAACAAGCUGCUGUGUGCCAAGUACUGCUGACAGCUCCAGGGGACCUGAACCAAGACACAGACCAGGAUGCCCUGCCUGCCCCCGCCAACGUUAGGCAGCCCUCCGCUUCUAGAAAUAUGCAGCCUGACUCUCCGGGCCCUCCGUGUCCUUACUCCCCUCAUUCCAGCGAGUGGUUGUCUCCUUCUCCCAGCCUCGAGAUGAGCAGUGAGCUCCCCCAGAGGCAGCCUUCUGUCCCACUUCCUUCAUGUCCAUGGGAUAGCUGGGGAGAGCUGGGUACCAAUGGGGAGGCUGCCCCCCAGAUGCCACCGCCCUCAGAGGCCCCAUGUAGCCUAAGCUCCUCUGAGCCCGUGGCCUGGAGUAGUGCAUCUGUGGCCCCCACAACCAUGCCCACAGAAACUGGCACCCCCGCAGAUUCAGAUCUAUCCCUAGUACAGGAGCAGAGCUUCCCUAGUAAUCCCCACAUCCAGAAAAACUCAGUGCCUGACCUGGCCACUUCCUCUUUCAGUAAGGCCUGGUCUGCCCGCAGUUUGGACCAUGUGGGCAGCUCUCGUGGGCCCCCUUAUGGCCUCCAUGGCCCCUAUAGUACUGUCACAAGCAGCCGGCCUCGAGCUCCCCUGUCUUCCAGGGGUGGGACCAGGCCGGGACCCCCUAUGCCUGUGGAGCGCUGGGCGGAGAAUGUUACACACCACUACAACUCCCAGUUGCCUAAGGGUCGGCAUAGAGGCCCGCCUGGACACGAGCCGUCUGAGCUGGACUCACUGUACCAGGCUAGUCUGCAAGCCCCCACCAUGCCCAGGGUCAUGCAGAAUCACAGCCCUCCAGUGCUGGCAGCAGGCCGGAAGCUGGCACCUGGGGUGGCUGUGCCAAGCCGCUCCAAGACACCUACGGCAGAGAUCGAGAGGAGUGCGUACCGCACUUCUGGCCACGGCAGCCCCCAUGGGCCCAGCCACAAGGUCUCCUCUGCCGUUGGCUGCAACUUGCCGCAUGGGGGUGACGACGAGGCAUAUAGUGCAGAGAACCUGCGGCGAAUCGCCCGCAGUCUCAGCAACAAUUUUCCCAGUGGGCGGCCUGAGCAUCUGACCUCCUCUCACAGCUUUGAGCCCCCAGUUGCCAGGACGCCUAUACCUGCAGACACUCGAGUUAUGCGUCCCGUGGACACCUACCAAUGCACUAGCUCCCCCCACUUCACCUCCCCCCAUCAUCCUGCCACUUUCUACUCUGAGCCCCAGCACCACAAGCACCACAGCCCUGCCACACCUUGCCACCCAUUCCAUCGGCCUGUUGUGGCUGGGCUCCCUCGGGGACAUUCAGGAGAUCAGCAGAAGGUCAACCAAUUUCUCGCUGUGCCAGACUGGGGUGAAGCUCUCCCUGCUGAAAUGUACGACCGCUUUGCCCUGAGCUACAGCACAUUCCAGCAGGCACUUGUGAGGGCAUCCCCAGGGUCCUCGCUCCCUUGGGCCAUGGACAGUGCAGCUGGAGGACUGAGACCUGGUUAUGCCACGCUCAUUCACCCUCGGUCUGUGGCGACCCCUGGCAGACCAGGCCCUGGCAGACCAGGCCCUGGCAGGACUGGGCCGGCCCGUUCAUACAGCACUCUGCAGCACCCGCAUCGCUUCCAUCAGAUUCCGCCCUACUUAUCUGAUUCUACUGGCCAACCCCUUCGCCUUGACAUUCCCCCUGAGGCAUGCUGGACAAUGCGGAGCCAUAGGAAGCCCCAGGCAGCGACCCUGCCCCUGGCCCAACCCCGGCCCCGCCCUGGCCCCAGUCAGCCGUGUAUCUUAUGCCAGCAGAUGCUUGUUCGGCCCCCUCACCGCUAUUGCCCAAUGUGCGCGAUCUACGUAACCCGUUCCCAGCACACUAGCCGGUAGCCCUUCCGGCCCUCUUUGCCUGCAGUGACACUGCUGGACCUCUGACUCUUGCCCCAUGUUCCAUAUUCUGACACUGCUUCUGAUGUCAUCAGAGUGCAACUAUUUGCAGGCCAUGGCCUGGGCUUCAAUGCUGAAGCAGAGACUUUGGAACUGGUGUUUUUGGUUUAUUCAGACAUAGUGGAGUACCAGUGGACAAUGUGUGGAGUGCGACCAGGACAGUGACAGAUCCAUAAUAACUGUCUUGCAUGUGACGGGGGGGGGGGGGGGCGAAACCCCUUCAGCGUGAAUUCUGCUGCUUGGGGCCUCCUACUUUAACCUCCUGAGACUCAAGGAAAAAAGUGUCCUUCAAUUUUAGGUUAUUUGACUUUGGAGGAAAUAAGACAUCUUACAAUUUAGAUUUUUUAAAUUUUAUUUUUAAUUUCACAGCAGUUUCCUAACAUCAGUGAAAAGAUAGAUGCAUAAAUAAAAUGUCCACUACAAUGGACGUAAAUGAAUGGGUGGGGUCUCAGGAGGAUAAUGAAUGAAUCACACAUUUACAGGAAGGGUCACGUCUUGGACUUGGACUGAAUAAACAUGGACAAGUGUCCAGCCAAAUGGGGCACAUCCACCUCUGCUACUACAACCACAGAAGAGUUGGCUUUGCUGACUGAUUUCAGCACCUGACAGCUGAAUGAUAUGACAGCUUUGCCAGUUGAAUUAACAGCAACUUAAACAUGGUUACUAUGGAGCCAAUGACUGGGGGUACAGUAUCUGUGUGGCCCCUCCCACUCAGUAUGUCCCAAACUACAAGUCUUUUAUUAACUUCUAAAAAAUAUAUAUAUAUUUUUUUAGGAUAUGGGUAGGUAGUCUAUACAGUGUAGUCUAACUUAUACACUGUAACAAACAUGCUGUUGGUUUAUUUGAGAUGAUGUUUUUAAUGGGAUGGGGUCUGGUGCACAUGCACGGGGCUGAACUUUGUGGCACUUUGCAGUUGGUGAAGGAAUAAUCAUAAUUAACUAAAGAAGAUAAAUGAAUUUUUCAAAAUGAUCAUGAAUUUUGAGCAGCAGAGUUAUUAUUAACCUAUGCAAACAAUGGAAGUUUCAGGCGUGUGAAGAUGGAUCUCAGUGCUGCUUUUAUUUUUUGGUGGGGUGCUUUAGCUUAUUAUAAUGUUACGUGAGUGUCACACUGAUACUGGGCCGGGAGUGGUGUGUGUGUGUCCCACAAUGUAAUUAAAACCUGUUAUUUUGA
Molecule: messenger RNA, 6735 nt
Organism: Paramormyrops kingsleyae
Lineage: Eukaryota; Metazoa; Chordata; Actinopteri; Osteoglossiformes; Mormyridae
Product: ubiquitin carboxyl-terminal hydrolase 54-like
Biological process (GO): protein deubiquitination
Molecular function (GO): cysteine-type deubiquitinase activity
Source: RefSeq, a predicted model, not a curated record